AUGCGACUGCCACCAAGGCUAGGGCUUAUCAGCGUCCUCCUCAAUGCAGGUGUAUUCGCCAACAACAUCCUCAAUGCUUGCUCUGCGCUCUCCGACUCGCUCGGGGACCGGGUCGCCUACCCCAACUCGACGACCUACACCACCUGCAUGUCGUAUUGGUCCGCGCGGCAGAGCACACAACGUCCCGCCUGCCUCGUCACGCCCGCGACCGCCUCCGAGGUCGCCCUCGUCCUGACCACACUAAUUAGCGCCUCUGCGCCAUUCACCGUCCGCGCCGGCGGCCACACAGCGCACGCCAACGGCUCCAACACCGACUACGGCGUGACGAUAGACCUCGCGCUCCUGCGCACGCUCCGUCUCGUCGACGACGACGGGACAAUCGUGUCGGUCGGCGCCGGCCUGCGCUGGGGCGACGUCUCAGCGGCGCUGGACCCCCACGGGCUCGCGGUGCUCGGCGGUCGCGUCGCCGACGUUGGCGUGGCCGGCCUGCUCCUCGGCGGCGGCUUCUCGUACUUUUCGGGGCGCCACGGCUGGGCCUGCGACAAUGUGCGCGGCUUCGAGGUGGUGCUCGCGUCGGGCGAGAUUGUGCACGCGUCGGCCGAGCAGCACCAGGAUCUAUUCAGGGCCCUCAAGGGCGGCGGCGGCUCCAGCUUUGGCGUGGUGACGAGGUUUGAUCUCGCGACGAUUCGGCAGGGCGACUUGUGGACGAGGACUGUCGUUUUUGCCGGCGGCCAGGCAAAAGAGGCAAUCGCCGAGGCGGCGACGGCGCUCUUCACACGGGGCAUCGAGGACGAUCCCGACGCCCAUGCGUACUUUGUGCGUACGCAUCAGCCCAGCUAUGGCGGCUUCAUCAACCUCGCCAGCUUCUUUCAUGCCACGCCGCCGCCGCCAGCUCUCAAUGCAUCGACAUACGCCACACCGCCUGCCUUUCAGCCCUUUGACGCCAUUCCCGGUGCCCUCAGCAACAUCAGCAUGGUCGCCAACCUCACCACCGUGUCCCGGUCCAUCUCGACCCCUUAUGGGCAGCGCCAGGCCUGGUCCAAUAUCGCCUUUGCCGCCGGCUCGCCCACCGUCAUCACAAAGCUCCUCUCAUUAUGGGAAGACGCCAUCCUGGAUCUCGUCCCGCAGGCUGCCGCCCGCGGCGCCACGUACUCGCCCUUUGCCAUUUACCAGGCCAUUUCCAGCAGCCACCUGCGCGCCUCGCACGAACGCGGCGGCAACUCCAUGGGCCUGUCGCCCGACGACGGACCCAUGGUCAUGAUGCACUUCCUCACAGCCUGGGACGACGAGGCACUCGACGAGGCCGUGCUGCAGUCUACGCGGGAGCUGGUGCGCGCUGCGGAGGAGGAGACGCGGCGGCGCGGCGCGAGUCGACGGUUCGUGUACAUGAACUAUGGUGGUGAAUGGCAGCAUGUUUUGCAGCGCUACGGGCCCAAGAAUUACCUGGAGCUGCUGCAGACGUCGCUGCGGUAUGAUCCGCAAAGAGACCUGCAACGGCUGUGGAGAGGCUACUUUAAGCUCUACUGA
Beauveria bassiana ARSEF 2860 is the source of this 1527-nucleotide messenger RNA. Its product is annotated as FAD binding domain-containing protein. The record is from RefSeq and is a predicted model, not a curated record. Gene Ontology annotation, molecular function: FAD binding. The transcript is spliced from 2 exons. NCBI's taxonomy places the organism in Eukaryota, Fungi, Ascomycota, Sordariomycetes, Hypocreales, Cordycipitaceae. The coding region runs from base 1 to 1527 and encodes 508 amino acids.